AGCACGGGAAAACAUGUGAGCGGUCUGAGGACUUUAGUGAGAGACAACUUUUAUGUCUUCUAUGUUUUUUUUUUUGACCCUGUGCAUGCACAAACCGCCGUGUUGUGCUUAAAAGGAUUUACACCUAAAGGAACGUCUUUUGCAGUUGGGGUUUUGACUUUUUGAUUUCAUCAGGAUAAAUUAUUAUUGUUUUGCUUUUAUUUUACUUAGCUUUUGUUUUAUUUUAGUUGUACUAUAUAGCCGAAGCAGAAGCAACAACAAUUAUUAUUUAAACAGCCUUCUUUAUAGCAGUGAGUCACAUUUAGGACACCUGUUCUGAUUAACAGCAUAUUUGUAAUUUUCUGGUAGUAAUUGGCUUCUGCUGCUUUGAUAAAUAUAGCCCAAAAUAAAUAAAUACAUAGGCUGCAUUGCAGGCUAAACCCACUCCUAUUUUAGAAAAGGGGACCACACUUUGAGGUGUUCUUUUAUUGCAUUUCUACAUUUUUGUGAAUUUUCUUUUUUUUUUUGUAACUAUGAAGCAUCUGCAAUUUGUGCUCGUCCUGUCCAUCGCGGUCAGCGUGUGGGAAUGUGGGGACGCAAAGUUUGGCGAAAGGGGAGAAAUUAGCCCCAGGAGAAGAAGAUGUUACGACGGAAGCUUGCCCAAGCGGCUGAAGAAAAGGGAGCGAAAAGUGUUGCUUGACGGCAGCAGCAGCAGCGGAGAAGUUUGCCACAGGUUGUAUCCUCGUGUGUCCUGCUGUCCCACCAGGAGAGCCGCCUAUCAGAUCCUGCACCGCAGGGAUGCCAGGAUUUUCUCCACCAACAACACCGAAUGUGGACGUCUCCUGGAGGAGAUCAAGUGUGCUCGCUGCUCCCCCAAUGCCCAGGUGUUGUUCCACUCCUUGGACAUGGAUAAGAUGCCACACAGGGAGCCAGACCUGCCUCGGCUCUGCCAGGACUUCUGCCGUGAGUUCUACUACACCUGCAGGGGGCACAUACCAGAACUGUUCCAGGCCGAUGUAGAUGAGUUCUGCCAAUACUAUGGGAGGAGAGAUGCCAGUCUGUGCUUUCCAGAUUUUCAACGAAAGCAACCGCAAGGGCAAGAUUCUAACUACUUGGAAGAGGAGAAAAGGAAACACAAACACAACUGCUACUGUGCCCAGGAGGUGUUGAGUGGUCUGAGGCAGCCGGUGGCCGUGGUGCACUGUGGGGAUGGAUCCCAGCGGCUCUUUGUCCUGGAGAGAGAGGGAAUUGUCAGGAUACUCAACCAUGACCUCGAGCUAAUCAAGGAGCCCUUCCUGGACAUACACAAGCUGGUGCAAAACGGCCUGAAGGGCGGAGAUGAAAGGGGCCUGCUAAGCCUGGCAUUCCACCCCAAUUACAAGAAGAAUGGCAAGCUCUACGUCUCCUACACCACCAACCAAGAGCGUUGGGCAAUUGGACCACACGACCACAUUCUCCGUGUGGUUGAAUACACCGUUUCGAGGAAAAACCCGAACCAGGUGGACACCCGGACUGUCCGAGUGCUGAUGGAAGUGGCAGAGCUGCACAGGAAGCACCUUGGUGGUCAACUUCUCUUCAGCCCCGAUGGUCUGUUGCACAUCGUCCUGGGAGAUGGCAUGAUCACCCUGGAUGACAUGGAGGAAAUGGACGGGCUCAGUGAUUUCACAGGGUCCAUCCUGAGGGUAGAUGUGGACACAGACUGCUGCACAUCACCUUAUUCCAUACCGCAGAACAAUCCCUACUUCAACAGCACCAACCAGCCACCUGAAAUCUUUGCUCAUGGAUUACAUGACCCAGGCAGGUGUGCAGUGGAUCGGCUUCAGACCGACAAUGGGAGUCUCCUGAUCAUCUGUACGGAUGCCAGUGGCAAAAACACAUCAGCAGGAAGAAUACUGGAGAUUACUAAAGGGAAAGAUUAUGAAAGUGAGCCUUCUGGCUAUGACCUGCAGUCCAGUGGAGGAGCACCACCUGUGGGGGGCUUCAUCUACAGAGGCUGCCAGUCUAGAAGGCUUUACGGCAGCUAUGUGUUUGGAGAUAAAAAUGGUAACCUGCGGAUCCUCGAGAAGUCUACAUUGUCAACAUCAGCAAGUGGUGAACAGUGGCAGGAGAAAGCUCUGUGUCUGGGCUCAGCUGGCUCCUGUGGCUUCAUGCUUGUGGGACACAUCUUGGGUUUCGGAGAGGAUGAACUCGGUGAAGUCUACAUACUGGCAAGCAGUAAAAGCAUGGCGCAGUCACACAGUGGGAAACUCUACAAGCUGGUUGACCCUAAAAGACCUCAUGCCCCGAAAGAGUGCCAGCGUCAGGUGGAGCCUCCAGAGCUGCUGAUGACAGCUUGUUCCAGACACUGUAAGAACGGACACUGCACUCCUACUGGCAAGUGCUGCUGCAGCCCCGGCUGGGAGGGACCCUUCUGCCGAAUUGCCAAGUGUGAACCAGCCUGCCGCAAUGGAGGAGUGUGUAUGGAGCCCAACAAGUGCCUGUGUAAGAGCGGCUACUCUGGGGCCCAGUGUGAGAAGAGUGAGCAUGGCAUGCCCAACGACCAGGAGAAAGACGGCAUACUCGACCACAUCAUUGACAUGACCUCGUACCUCCUAGACCUGACCAGCUAUAUCGUAUAGGGAUGCGCAGAGGGGGGCUUCUCCCCGCUCUCAUCCUCAAGUCGACACAAAUCUACCUACCACCACCAGCAGACUCUUAACGAGGUGUCUUUAAUAUGGCCUCUUAAUCUCCCUCACACCCACACAGGCAUGUGUACACACACACACACACACACACAGACACAUAAAUACACACAGGAUCCCCAUCAGACUGCUUUACAUCCUUGUCUUCUUCACCAUACCAGACUCAUCCUCUUUUGCCUAUAAGCUACAUGCUCUUGAGCACCAGGCCUGGCAUCCAAGCCGUGUUCACACUUCGGAGAGACCUGCAGACAGCAGAGGAGAUGAUUGAUAAGCAUGGCCAAGUUAUGGAAGAUCCACUAUGACAUUUCCUGUCUCGUUCAGAAAAUGCUCACUCACGGCUGACUCCACAGGAACAGACCAUUUUAACCCAAGACUUUGGAUCUCUUCAGGGGCCAUCUGUUGCUUUAUUAAGACCCCUCGAAAAAUGGAGUUUGAGGCGUUUCAGCGGAGACAGUUGAUUGUUCAGGGGUUCUUUAAGGGUUCAAAAUUUUAAGGAGCAGAGUGGCUCCAGAUCCAAUUUAUGCUCAUGGUCCAUUCAAAAUAAAUGUCCAGAUACACAGACUUUGAAGGAACACUCUGCACCUCUGAAGUCUAUGAGAGUCGUGGGUCCUAUAGAGCCUGCAGUGCUUUGUGCUAUACUAUUUAAAAGGCACUAAUACAAGAGAGAUGAACCGUGUCGUCUCACUUAAGAUGUUGUAUUUAGUUUGUGGGCACAUUGUCAUAAAAAAAAGCUAUAACAGUAUACAGUGUGUAUACUUUGUUUUGCAACAUUCACUUGCUAUCAAUGUACAGAGUGGAUCUACAACAGAGGACUGUCACCGACACAGAAAUAAGAACGACUAAGUGAGAACGUUUUGUCAAAGCCAGUUUCAUACAAUCUGAACAGAGUUUCUGGCUCUCAUGCACUGUAUUCAUUUUUUUGUUUCACUUUAUUAUUCAAAAUGAAUUAAAACAUUUAUUAAAAGCGCAAUGAGAGUAGUUUAACAUCCACAUUUACACACCACACUAUCACGGUUAUCAUUUAUCAAACUCCUUUCAUGGCGUCACACACUGAAAUUGAACCCGAACUCAAAACUAUAAAGGGAAGAGAUAGCGCAGUGAUGUAUAUUUCCAAUAGAGCUUACCUAAGUACUACUUAGCAUUGCAAAAAAACAAAAAAAAAAAAAACUAUAGCAUUACUAUUGUUAUCAUAGAGGAGGGUUUAUUUUUUUAAGCGUAAUAAUAUAUGGGAGAGAAUGGUGUUUAUAGAAAGCAGUUUUACACUAAGCUUGUCAGUUCAUGUCAUUUCAUGUUCUUGUACUUAUACAUAUGCAGCUUUUUCCUCUGUUAAGAAAGACACGUGAGGACAAGUAUUUUAUUUGUUUCUACUCCCCCCCCCCCCCCCCCCCCCUACUGUAAAAGUAAUGCAUGUCUGUGCCUGCAGAGAGUAAUUCGGAGCAGUUGGCGGAGUCCAUCUAAUUCAUCUGGUUUCACUACCACUGUCAGAAAUGUGUCUCUGUUGUCAGAUGAUCAAACGGCACGUCAGGCCACCAAGUCUUUGUGGAAGCAGUUCACGGUCAGACGCAGAUCUUCUCUGCGGAGAGCAGAUUUAAGAUUACACUAAUGAUCUGUCUCGUGGAGAUAAUGUCGAUUGAACGUCUAAUGAACAUCUGACUCCUGCUUCUGGUCAAACAGUUGAACACAGACUGGGAUGGUCUGGAGCCACAUUAAUGUGUUGUGUCUUUUCAGAUGCCAGACAGAAGUUCAUACAGAUGCAGCACACAUACAUUCUUUCCCAUAUUCUCCAUAAACUCCACCUUUGAACUUUUGUCAUUUGAAUUCAUAGUAGGAGUCUUGACAGAACCAUCAUGGCAUUGUGUUUAACGGUUUUGAAAGCAAACAUUUGCAGUUUUGCUCUCCCCCCAACUUUCAUUUUGAAAAACAAGUUUCCAAGUAUCCCGGUUAAUUGAAGUUCAGUGUCCGUUAAAGAUGUAUUUGUUCCUCAUCUCCCGACUCGCUUGUGUUUGCUGAAAUAAAUCAACUACCUGGUCAAAAUGGAAUUCAUGCUGUAAAAUGGAAAAUUAUCAUUUCUUUUAGCACUUAAUGUGAAAGUUGCAUUGUAGCUGCUGAGACGGCGUGGUGUGAAUAGAAUAACCAUUUUCAUUAUUUAAGUAGUUACACAAAUAAAAUAAUUAUUUAAGUUCUUUUAUGUUGUUUUUACCAUUGUACUGUAUGUGACAAUUCUUUUUGUAUUCCUGUAUUGUAAAUAAAACUAGGGAUAACUUUGUUUCUCUACAGAAAUAUCAAUAUGUCUAUUAAAAUUUAUAGCAUGUCGGAAA
Anarrhichthys ocellatus (wolf-eel) is the source of this 4978-nucleotide messenger RNA. RefSeq names its product hedgehog interacting protein (gene hhip). NCBI's taxonomy places the organism in Eukaryota, Metazoa, Chordata, Actinopteri, Perciformes, Anarhichadidae. The transcript has 13 exons. Bases 513 to 2597 code for a protein of 694 amino acids. The record is from RefSeq and is a predicted model, not a curated record.